Messenger RNA from Knipowitschia caucasica, 780 nucleotides. NCBI's taxonomy places the organism in Eukaryota, Metazoa, Chordata, Actinopteri, Gobiiformes, Gobiidae. The record is from the annotation of a GenBank genome assembly.
AUGGAGCUCAAACUGACCGCAUCUGCAAACCGGGUCGAGACGGGUCGAACCCGCCUCCCUCCCGAGCGGCAGACCCAGUCCCUGCCCUGCUCUCCGCUCAGACGCGUCUCACCCAAAAAGAAACAGUUCUACAUCAACCAGGCCGUCCGGAACUCCGAGCUGAUCCAGAGGGCCAAGGGCAAGAAGAGCCAGAGACGCCAGGAGAACUCCCGGUUCCUGGCGAACCUCCUGGAGAAAGAGGAGUGCUGUGAUGAGCUGGAGGUGGGCAGUGUUCCCGCGCUCCCCACGGUCUUCACCGAGGCCUGUGUCAACGGGAACUAUGUGGAGCCUUGGAGUGACUUCUUGAGCUGCUCUGGGGAGGAGCAGGAGGUGCUGCUUGAGCUGUUGGAGCAGGAGGAGGCCAGGAGGAGGAGCAGAGGAGGAGGAGGAGGAGAAGCUCUGAGGGACCAGAGGAACGUGAUCUUCAGUCCUCAUCACUGCUUCCAGAGAAUCGACCGCAGACUCAGAGCCACGCUCCGAAAGAGACAGGUCCCUAUAGGGACAGUGGAGGUGCUGGAGGAGAACCUGCUCAGCUUCUUCAACACUGAUCCAACCUCUGUCUUCAUCACCUGCCUCUCCAGCAGCUUCGAGAGGCUGCUGCUCCAUGCUGUGUGUCAGUACAUGGACUUGGUCUCUCUCAGUACUGACUCAAAGGGCUCUCGUCAGACUGAGGUGGUGAACAAACACAACAGCUUCUUACCCCCAUCACUGCUGCUGUCGGCCUAUCUGCAGAGGAGCUGA